AUGGAGCGCUGGCCCUGGCCGUCGGGCGGCGCCUGGCUGCUCGUGGCUGCCCGUGCGCUGCUGCAGCUGCUGCGCGCAGACCUGCGUCUGGGCCGCCCGCUGCUGGCGGCGCUGGCGCUGCUGGCCGCGCUCGACUGGCUGUGCCAGCGCCUGCUGCCCCCGCUGGCCGCGCUCGCCGUGCUGGCCGCCGCCGGCUGGAUCGCGUUGUCCCGGCUGGCGCGCCCGCCGCGCCUGCCCGUGGCCACUCGCGCGGUGCUCAUCACCGGCUGUGACACCGGUUUUGGCAAGGAGACGGCCAAGAAGCUGGACGCCAUGGGCUUCACAGUGCUGGCCACGGUGCUGGAGUUGGAGAGCCCCGGGGCCCUGGAGCUGCGCGCCUGCUGCUCCUCGCGCCUCAAGCUGCUGCAGAUGGACCUGACCAAGCCUGAGGACAUCAGCCGGGUGCUGGAGUUCACCAAGACCCACACCAGCAGCACCGGCUUGUGGGGCCUGGUCAACAAUGCUGGCCACAAUGAUGUCGUGGCCGACGUGGAGCUGUCCCCGGUGGACACUUUCCGCAACUGCAUGGAGGUGAACUUCUUUGGCACGCUCGAGCUAACCAAGGGCCUCCUGCCACUGCUGCGUCGUUCCCGGGGUCGCAUUGUGACCUUGGGCAGCCCGGCAGGAGACAUGCCGUACCCCUGCCUGGCAGCCUACGGCACCUCCAAAGCCGCCACGGUGCUGCUCAUGGACACCUUCAGCAGUGAACUGCUGCCCUGGGGGGUCAAAGUCAGCGUCAUCCAGCCUGGCUGCUUCAGGACAGAGUCUGUAAGGAACGAGGGCCGCUGGGAGGAGCGCAAGGACCUGCUGCUGGCCAACAUGCCGCGGGAGCUCCUGCAGGCCUAUGGCAAGGACUACAUCGAGCACAUGCACGGCCAGUUCCUGCACUCGCUGCGCCUGGCCAUAUCGGACCUCAGCCCGGUCGUCGAUGCCAUCACCGAUGCGCUGCUGGCAGCCCAGCCACGUCGCCGCUACUACCCGGGCCGCGGCUUGGGGCUCAUGUACUUCAUCCACCACUACCUGCCCGAGGGCCUGCGGCGUCGCUUCCUGCAGACCUUCUUCAUCAACCCCUGUCUGCCGCGGGCGCUGCGCCCUGGACAGCCCGGCCUGACCCAGGCCCAGGAUGCAGACCAGGACCCAGAACCAAACCCGGGCCCUCCCCCUGUGGCAACCUGGUGA
Molecule: messenger RNA, 1218 nt
Organism: Sorex fumeus (smoky shrew)
Lineage: Eukaryota; Metazoa; Chordata; Mammalia; Eulipotyphla; Soricidae
Gene: HSD11B2
Product: hydroxysteroid 11-beta dehydrogenase 2
Exons: 5
Coding region: 1-1218 (405 amino acids)
Molecular function (GO): oxidoreductase activity
Source: RefSeq, a predicted model, not a curated record